AUGGUGAGUUCCUAUCGUCAAAAACCGGGUAUGUUACUUUAUAAUAACUGUAAUAAAAAGUCGCUUUUGUUUUGUUAGUAGGAGUGAGAAACAAGCCGUGUAGGCCCAACUCAGCCCAGGGUUCGAGGCAAGAUGGCUUGAGCAAAAUAUUCUACCGCCUUCACUCCUUCCCUCCUCCUUUUGCUAUUAUCUUCUAAAUUUUUUAGUUUCUCGCUUCACCUUCUUUUUCCGGAGCACAACCACAAAUACAGUGGAUCUCCUGUAUAACGAACCGCUAGGGGACUGGAAAUUUGUUUGGUAUAAAGAAGUUUCGUUAUACGGGACUUUCGUCAUAGAGGAGUUUGUUAUACAGGAGUUCCACUGUGUAGCUCAAAAAUAUUCGUAAUAAGUUAAAACUUUACUUUAAACUUGUUUCAACUUUAUAUAACCUCAAAAACUUUUAGUAUUUCCUCGAUCUCCACAAUACUUCGAUCUCGAUGUUAACAAAUUCCAGCAAUAUGAAUAUCACACCGCCAUACGAUUGAUGCUAAAACUGAAAGCCAAAAAGCUGUUGACUCAAGUUGACGAAACAACUUCAACAUUGUACCAAAUUUGUUCAAAAGACGCCAAACUAUUACCAGAGUUGGCCAGGUGUAUAGUAAAAGUAAUGGACAGUAGAGAUCAAUCGUAUGAAGUUGGUUAUCAAAAUGAAGACAAUCCGAUUGUACUGUUCAUCAAUAGUCUACGACGGGAUUUUGUUGAGAAGAAUGAACACUGGAGAGUUUUCAGAAGAAAGAGGAGUUCAGCAGAGAAGCAGUCAAAGGUUAUAACAAAGAAUAGCAAACUAAAACUAGAAUUUAAAGAUUAUGGCAGUAUAGAGAGCUAUGACAACACUGAUGGCGUAAUGAAAGUAAAAGCGGAUGGUGAAAGGAUUUACAAAACUGAUGUUGCUUUACGUUCAGUUAAAAUGGAAAAACCUUUCUAUCAAAGAGUUCUAUCAGAACCUACAAUAAUAUCAAGUGGAAAAAGUCAUGUACGCUUGUUACCUUCUACAACAUCAAAGAAAGACCUUACUUUAACAUCAAUUCAAGAUCCUAUUACAACGUCAAAUAAAGACCUUCCUAUAACAGCAAACCUCUUGAAUUUGCAGCCAGACCAAAUCCAAGGUAGUUCUUCAAUCCCUGGUAAUACGACCAUAUCUAACAGUACUUCAAGCAUUAGUAGUACGUCAAUUCCUGUAAGCUAUAUUAAAGACAAAGAAGGCAAUGUAAUGAAGGCUACUCGUUACAAAACAAAUAACUACUACAAUGUGAGAACAAUUGAGAAAAAAGAAGACAAAACACAAAUUCAGAAGCCUGAUGAUGUAUAUGAAAAAAGAGUAAUGAAGAAACCAGCGAAAAUAAAGAGCCAAAUGCCGGAAACUUUUUUAAAACUUGAAAAAGUAAAGAGUUACCUAAAGAAAGCAGAAUAUUGUAGAAAGUUUAUGAACAAUCUGUCACGGAUGGCUUCGGAGUAAGUUUAUAAUUAAAGUUCUUAUUUGAAAUACCCAAAACGUCUUUGAAAAACGUGGUUGACAGAACGGCAAUGUUUUGCAAGAACGUUUUGUGAGCUUUUACAAUUCUAAUAAUUUUGCACCAUGUAUACGACUGAACCAGAAGCAGCGAGACACUAUUCACUUAAUUUUUAACUAAAAGUAUCCCACUACUCUUAGUUCUUUCAAAAUAAUAAAUUAAGUGAGGUAGGAUAAUACUAAUCGAAUACCUAUUAUUAAGUAUAUAUUUCAGUUACUUCCAAUCACUCAACCAUACAACAAUAUUCGAGAACCGACCUCCACCAGUUUUUUCUGCAUUUGAACAAUUUGUGAAUUUGUUUGAGAAUAGUCAAGCUUUCAAGAGAUUGUCGAUAUUAUCACCACGUUUAUUUGGACUGUUUCCCAAAGAGAAAAAUAACGGACCUGAAUUCUUGUCACCUGAACUGUUGAGCUUUCACGACGAUGGCUUUUUUACUAUACCUUCGAUUAUACAGGUGGGGUGUUUUAUUGCAUUGGUAGUGUAGAAUAAGGUAGGGCAGAGUAGAGUAGGGUAAAGCAAGACAAGGCAAGCAAAAAGUAGGGUAAAAAAAUUUUUUUUAAAUUACGUAAUAUAUAAAGCAUUACCUAUAACAACAUUUUUAGAACUUUGCCAUAACCCAAAGCGAAGUAUACGAAUGGACAGACUUUCUAAUGAAGCUGACUGGCGCGGCACAACAAAUCGAUGACAUUUUAACAAGCAACAAAGAUGAGAUCGACUUCAUAGAGAAUGUAGCCUACCCAAAGAUUAAGUCAUACGAGGAUACUGUAGCUAAAUAUUCAAAUUUUAAAAAUUCUUUUUCGAAAUUUCAACAAAAUCAACUUCAAAAACAUGGUUACACGUUUACAACGUCUACACAAUCUAAAUUUUUGUACGGUGAAACAUCAGGAACAGUAAAAGAUUAUGAAGAUAGCACACAAAAAGAAGAGAAGUUAGAGAAAAAGAUCAGAGAAUUGGCUAAAAUGGAUAAAAAUAGUGUUCUUGAAGCAGAAAAAGGUGCUUACUUUACCAUGUUUACGCAAGACAGUAACAAUGUCAGAGUAAAGCGCCAAGAGAGUCCUGAUACAGAACAUCACGGUCCUCAAGUGGUACUACUAGAGCCAUGGGUGUUUGAACAUCGUGAAGGUGCUGUUGUGUUAGAAGGAAUCAUAUUGUCACCUCACGCAUUUGCUGGGGAUUUGAUGUCACCGGAGCUUUUAACGGUAUGUAUGUUUACUUUUUGUUUUAAAAUGGCACUAAUGUUAUAUUUUGAAAUUUUUUUUAUUUGUGACACUUCGUUACUUUUUCCAAUACUUUUGUGAAAUUUCGUUAUUUUCUUCAAUAUUUUUCGUAACAUUUGCCAUAACUAGUGCGCCACGUUAUCAAACAAUUUUCUAAAGCUUUGUUACAGAUGCACCUCCUCUCACCCUCAGCCUUCUUCUCUUCUGUACUCUCUCCUUUAGCCCUGUUCACUCGUAUUUUAUCGCCAUCAGCAUUCAGAUCAGAAAUUUUGUCACCAGAGUUUCUUAGUGCUUACAUUUUGAAUCCGGAAACAUUGUUGGCCGAGAUCUUGUCGCCAAAGAUUUUGGAUGUUAGAGUAGCCAGCCCGCGGCUUUUGUCAUUGGAAAUUCUGAAUCCGAGUAAGUUCACUGAUUUCAUUUGGCUAGUCUCUGUUCUAAGAAUCCGGGCUAGUGCUUUGGGCUAGGGCUCUGGGCUAGGGCUCUGAGCUAAGGCUCUAGGCUAGGGCUUUGAUCUAGGGCUCUGGGCUAAGGCACUAAGCUAGGGCCAAGCAAUUAGCAAAAAGAUUGAUGUACUGUAUAACUUUCUUUAGCUAUCUUAUCACCACGAGUAGGGUCACCAGAAUCAGCAGGUAUUCGUGUGCUGUCGCCAAGCAUCCUUUCACCUCACAUUAUGAGCGACGGGCAUUUGAACAUCGAGGUGAGUCUUAGUAACUUAAAAACUGUAGUCUUAACUUUACUAUAUGUUAGGUCUUUAGUAAAGGUAUGACUAUAAGCAAUGGAAAGAAGAUUUCCAAAAGUUACUGUAUGAUUUUUGUAGAUCCUAUCACCUCAUUUACUAAGCGGACACAAUGAAGCUGGGCAUGAUAAAGAGGAAAACCAUCAUUUUAGUCCGGAACAUCACCACGAACACAUGGACAACAUUUAUGAACAUUUUCUACCGCCGCAUUUACAAACAAUGCAUAAUAAUUGA
Molecule: messenger RNA, 3737 nt
Organism: Bursaphelenchus okinawaensis
Lineage: Eukaryota; Metazoa; Nematoda; Chromadorea; Rhabditida; Aphelenchoididae
Source: the annotation of a GenBank genome assembly